GGGACUUUUAACUGUUUUAGUCGCAGCGCCGCUUUUAUUUUUCUGCUUCCGCCCUCUCUCGCUCCUUUCCGGUUUGGACGCCAUUAGAGAAAGCAGAAAUGGCUAUACGAUAUCCUAUGGCGGUUGGCCUUAACAAAGGCCACCCAGUGACCAAGAACGUCAGCAAGCCCCGCCACAGCCGCAGGAGAGGGCGUUUGACCAAGCACACCAAAUUUGUGCGCGACAUGAUCCGUGAGGUGUGUGGAUUCGCCCCCUAUGAGCGACGUGCUAUGGAGUUGCUGAAGGUGUCCAAAGACAAGCGUGCCCUCAAGUUCAUCAAGAAAAGGGUGGGAACUCACAUCCGUGCUAAGAGAAAGAGGGAAGAGCUCAGCAACAUCCUGGCUGCAAUGAGGAAAGCUGCUGCCAAGAAGGAGUAAACUGUAUUGUUGGACAAAUAAAAUGUUUCUGU
Molecule: messenger RNA, 448 nt
Organism: Astyanax mexicanus (Mexican tetra)
Lineage: Eukaryota; Metazoa; Chordata; Actinopteri; Characiformes; Acestrorhamphidae
Gene: rpl36
Product: ribosomal protein L36
Exons: 4
Coding region: 99-416 (105 amino acids)
Biological process (GO): cytoplasmic translation
Cellular component (GO): ribosome; cytosolic large ribosomal subunit
Molecular function (GO): structural constituent of ribosome
Source: RefSeq, a predicted model, not a curated record